Messenger RNA from Athene cunicularia (burrowing owl), 3846 nucleotides. It is a transcript of the gene PIRT, whose product is annotated as phosphoinositide interacting regulator of transient receptor potential channels. The transcript is spliced from 3 exons. The record is from RefSeq and is a predicted model, not a curated record. Bases 433 to 858 code for a protein of 141 amino acids. Gene Ontology annotation, biological process: phosphatidylinositol-mediated signaling; positive regulation of cation channel activity. Gene Ontology annotation, molecular function: phosphatidylinositol bisphosphate binding; transmembrane transporter binding. Lineage: Eukaryota; Metazoa; Chordata; Aves; Strigiformes; Strigidae.
GAUAGGGCAACAAAGAGUUAAACAAUAUACUGAUAUGCUGGUGAGAUCAUCAGAGCUGGGAAGCACUCCAUUGUUUAUUAGACUCAACAGAGCCCAGUAGACAAUAUCCACAGGGAUGUGGGGCUUGGGGUGAGCCUGGCUUAGAAGAGCAGGAUCUUCUGCUGCAUCCUGUCCCACUGCCACUGAAGCGGAUAACCAUCCCUCAUCACUCACUCUAGCAGAACCUGCUCAGCCCGGCAGGAUCCAGCCCUCCCAGGGCUGACACACAGGAGCAGAAAGCUGGAUUCUCUGAGCCGCUCCUAUUGUGCCUGCAGGAGCCAGUGGCUGGGUUUCUCUGCAGCGUGCUCAGGGGAUGUUUAGUGCAACUGGCCGCCUCACCUCCAGCAGCGAGCCACCACACCUCGGUGACAGCCAGGGCGACAGAAGCACAGCAUGGUCUCUUCCUCAGAUCCCGUUGCCAUGGAAAUUCCCCCCAAGAGCCCUGAUGGGAGUGAGAAGUCUCCUCAGUCCAAGGAGCUGCUGACCAGUAACACAGCCAGCACCCUCUGCAUCAGCUCCCGGAGCGAGUCUGUCUGGACCAGCACAUCCAGAAGCAAGUGGGACAUAUACCACAAGCCUGUCAUUGUCGUAUCUGUCGGAGCAGCUGUCUUUCUCUUUGGGAUGGUCAUCACCAGCCUGUCUUGCAUCCAAAUCAAAAACAAAAACGUUUACAAAAUGUGUGGCCCGGCUUUCCUGUCCUUGGGACUGAUGCUCCUCGUUUGUGGCCUUGUCUGGAUCCCCAUUAUCCGGAAGAAGCAGAAGCAGAGACAGAAGUCACAGUUUCUGCAGAGCCUCAAGUCCUUCUUCUUUAACCGCUGAGGGCAGUCCAUGACCUUCCCGGCAAGGGUCCCCUCCCCUCUACCCACUUGUACUGGUUAGACAUCAAAAGAAACAAGUUCUUGUACUCUCCUAGAGGAUUUCAUCUCAGUAAGUCUCUUCCCUACAGUUGAAACACACUGUAGCAGUGUCCAGUGUAAAAAUGAACUUUGUAUUUCAUCCAAAUAAUCUCAGACAAAAAAAAAAAAAUAAAGAGAGAGCAGGAUUUUGCAGCUGAGACCAGCAAGGCAGGUCCAAGCUCUCUGUAUCACCCUCCUGUCCAACAAGCAACCCAACACCACAUAUUGGGAAAAGCAAAGCUCCUAAGUAACCUGGCUCCACCCAGCAGCUUCUGCAAGAUACCUCAGCAGAGAGAAGCCAACGGACUAGAGUGUGAGUAAAGCGUGGUGUGAACAUUGUGACUGCGAACUGCAAUUCAAAUGUAGAAACUUGGAGCUCAGAGAUGCUUCAUCUAGAGUUAGAGGAGAGGAGAAGCAGGACAAUGUUAUUCCAGACCGUUUUGUAUCAGAGGAGGCCACCAGAACAGACAACACACACCACCAAAGCUUGGGAGAAUGAGACAUGAUGCUCAUGGCUAGAACUUCCCUGUCAUGAAUCUGCUACAGUGGCUGGCUGAGACAUGGCUGCAAACUGGAGCUCAAUCCUUGCCCAGUGUGGAGCAUUCACAGGCUUUAUUUUUUUGCUCCAAAGGGUCAAGGCAAGGAGCAGCAUCACAAGCAGCAUUUUUUUCCUCCCUCUGGCAAAGGAUGUUUAACAAAAGCUGCAGGGACAAAGUUGUUUUGCACUGAUGUUUUCUGCCAGAGCCACCCAUAAACCCUAACCAUCAGCUUAUUCACACAACCAGAAUUGGACUGCAGGCAAGAGAGACAGGUUCCUUGUCUCCACCCACUCCCUUUCUGCCUUUAAUAAAUGUGUGUCCUGAGGCAAUUCACCAAGGAAAGCAUGGAUCCUUUCUGCAUAGUUUUUGCUUUAAUUUCAUAUUUUCAGCAGGCCUGAUUUACUUUAAAAGACAAAUUUGAAAUACAAAUUCUCAGUCUGAAGAACUUAGUUUCAGUCUGGACAGCAAGAUCUAGAUUGAUAUAAAUAAGCCUGCAAUGUCCAGCUCCCAACUGUGGACGCAGGUGCUGAUAAAAGUCUGAUUUUUCAGAAGUGUUAAUCCACUCCGGAUCCCACAGCAGCCUUUUGUCAGUCCAUUGAGACUCCCCAGCAUGUCAAGCACUGUUCAAAGGCCCUAACACCCGCUGUGGGGUGAGGAUGUGGUCGGUGUUGAUCAGAAGCAGAAGAGGAACACAGAAGAGAAGACCCCAUGAAGCUCUUCUUUGUAGUCUGCCUCUCCGUGGGGAAGCCGAGGCAGCCCCGUUCCUCUGCUAAGUGCCAUGGGAGGCAGGGAGGCUGGCAGGGGAUGCUCUGAGAGAAUUUGCAAUGCAUUUGCUCUUUGGUUUCAGACAGACAGGGUAUGAUAACCUCCAUCGGCUGCUGAAGAGAGGAAGCUCAUGUAAUCCCUCUGCUUUCUCUAACCCACAUCUACCAACAGCUGCCAAGGAACCCUGGAGAAAAGCACAAGGAAUGGGACAUGCAGGCAAUAGUCCUCCCGGUUAACGUCCACCUUCCAGCUAACAGCAGUUCAGAGGAAGGCAGAGGUUGCUCCAGACCUCUGUUUAAUGGCCAACAAUACACCAAACACGCCCACCUCCUCCUGUGCUGCCCACUUUUUCAAACCAGUUUGUACUUUCAGUCUCUACAACAUCCUGGAGUCACAAUUCCUUCAAACUCUCCAAUUUUCCAGACACGCUGGAAGCUCUGCAUAACAUCAGGAGAUACAACAAAAGCAGAGGGUAACAGAUCCUGCUGCUCCAGGCCAGCAGGCAUCCAGGAGGUCAGUUAAUAGGGAGAUGUGUUCACUGUAGUCAAAGAUCAUGAAACUGUAGCUGUGGGAACUGUGCUCAGGGCCAAAAGUUAUUUCCCUGUGGGGAAAUAUUUAACCUCCUCCUGGCCAUCUCUGGCUGCACUCCCCUAUUUCUGAAUCUAGUGCCGCAUCAUCAUUCCUCCCUGCAAAUAUGGUCCAAGGCACCUGUGGCCCAAAACCUUCAAGUGGAAUAAUUUGUGCUCCCACAGACUGGCUAACAUUAACCGCAGAGCUCGGACUCACCUUGACACUGCUGCCAGGAUCCUAACAGGACCAAGGCUGGGCAGUGUCACGUGCCUGGAGAUCCCCUCCACCAGUGUUGGGAGAGCUUGAGGAGAUAACUCCCAGCCUGGCAGCUGACACAGCUGGAUUAUUGGAGCAAUGCACAUCCCUUUGCCCCAAGGUCAGCCUGGCCCUGAGUUAUGUUUCCUAGGUGGUGCAGACAUGUGUAUCCCCAGCCAGCCCCUGCCAGGUCUGUGAGUGGGGUGUACAAGUUGUAUGAUCUGGCACUGAAACCCCUAUUUGUUCCUCAGACAUUUAUCAUGCCAUGCAAAAUUUUGCUUGUUUUUGCAAUCCUGACUUGGCACUAGGCAGCAGUCCCCAUUGAUUUAGCUGCAGAGGAUGCUCACCCAAAACUCUUGCUUGGGGGGCAGCUGCAGUCAGAAGAGCAGACAAACGUCAGGACUCAUGAGAGGGAAAUCAUGGAGCAAUGUGAAGAACAUCACCAGGUCCCAACUGGCUGCAGCCUGCAGAUCUGCUCAGAGACGGAUAUCCUAAACCUGCACAGUCUGGAGGAGGUACCUGGAAAUGCAAACAGCUCUGUGGUGGCAAGAGACUGCCCAGCCUGGGCUAGCUGUCCAAAGGGAUGUGACAGGGGGACUGGAAGUACCAAACAGCCUGGAGAGAGGGAGCAGGGGUCAUGCUUUCCAUGUCUCAUGACGAAGGAUAAGGAGAUGGUCAGUGAAAUAUUAAUAUAAGAAGUCACUGAGACCAAGAAUUUAAUGGGAUUCCAGACUGGUCAUUUACAACAACAAUAUUAGGUUUAAUUAAAGCAAAAAUUUCCC